AUGGGCAGCCUGCCCGACGAAGAGAGGCGGGCGCCCGACGAGCAAGCAUCGUCCUCUUUGGCUGCAGAGAGGCCGCCUUCGGUGGAGGAGGAGGAGCCGCCGGCCGACUUCAUCUGCCCAAUCACGACCGAGGUCAUGAGCGACCCGGUGAUGGCGGCAGACGGGCAUGCUUACGAGCGGUCGGCGAUCGAGCGCUGGCUCGCGACCAAGUCGACGAGCCCGAUGACGGGCGAGGAGCUCCAGCACACUUGCCUCGCCAAUCAUCACAUGCUCCGCCGAAUGAUUCGAGAGUGGGGAGAGACGCACUCGGCACGAUAG
Molecule: messenger RNA, 318 nt
Organism: Emiliania huxleyi CCMP1516
Lineage: Eukaryota; Haptophyta; Isochrysidales; Noelaerhabdaceae
Exons: 2
Coding region: 1-318 (105 amino acids)
Biological process (GO): protein ubiquitination
Molecular function (GO): ubiquitin-protein transferase activity
Source: RefSeq, a predicted model, not a curated record